Scophthalmus maximus (turbot) is the source of this 3079-nucleotide messenger RNA. Its product is annotated as interferon lambda receptor 1. Gene Ontology annotation, molecular function: protein binding. Bases 211 to 1809 code for a protein of 532 amino acids. The transcript is spliced from 8 exons. The record is from RefSeq and is a predicted model, not a curated record. Lineage: Eukaryota; Metazoa; Chordata; Actinopteri; Pleuronectiformes; Scophthalmidae.
CGGCUGCAGAUAGACCCUUCUCAAUUUUGAUGGUGAUACAGGAAGUAGUAGCCAGGCUGUAACUUCGCCUCAUGGAAUCGUUUCUACUGCGUGCCGAAUUUUCUUUCGCUUUUCGAACAGUGCAGGCUUUGUGUAUCGACAGAACCGGUGCAGUGAACAGAGGGGGAGACAGACAGAGGCCGCUACCUGGUGCUUACUGAGUAGGAAAGAAUGCACUGCUUGGUUCUUGCUCUUUUUUCAAUGUUACUGCCUGAUUCUGUCCUUGCUUCCCUUCCUGCUCCAGUCAACGUUUCUGUCAUCUCUGUCAACUUCCACCAUGUCCUGCGUUGGGAUCCUGGACCUGGCACCCCACCAGGUACACAGUACAUGAUAUCCAAGAGGUUAGAUGAUAAACGGCGACUGAACUCAACGACCACAUCAUUAAAGCUGAAGCUGAAGAAUUACUACAAGUAUCACCUGAAUGUCCAGGCAUACUACAACCAAACAUGGUCCCCAGUGUCCAACAAAUACACUUUCAGCCCUUUCAAAGACACCACAAUAGGUCCUCCAAAAGUGUCACUGGCUGGAUGUGGCAACUGCAUCCAAAUCAACAUGUCACUGCCGGAGGCGGACAGAAGCUCAGGAAUAAAUGAUAUCCAGAAAUUCUUCACUGCCUAUUUCCGAAUUUUUUGCAGGAGAGGAAAAGAAACAGUGGGGUCCUACAAAACACAAAACAAGAGUUUCACUCUUGAUAACUUAAACAGAGGUACGGAGUAUUGUGUACAGGUCCACACAGAGAUUAGUCAGAACAAAAAUACUGAGCCAUCAUAUUGGAAAUGCACCUUCACCAGCAUUAUGGAACCACGCAGAGACCCUCUUAUAUUAGGUGCAGGUGCUGCUCUUCUGAUCGUAGUUAUGGGGGUCCCGAUAACCUUUGUGUUUUGCCUCUACUACACUGGAUUCCUUUGUAAACUUAAGGCCCUGCCCACAACACUGACAGCUCUGAGCCAAGGCUACACCCUGACACCAGAGGGAACAAUCUCAGACCCAGUCUCUAUUAGCCCACAGAUCGGGAAAGAGAGAAAGCACAACAAGAACACAAAGUCACUUCCUGCCACAGGGAAUGAGGAGGAAGAAGAGGAGGAGGAUGAUGAGGAAGAGAUAAACGUCUACAUAGGUAAAACCCUGCAGUUUCCCUCAGGUGAAAGUUUAUGCUGGGGAUCUGGUAACGUUUUGCAGAACAGUGAGCCAGCUACGUCCCCAGACUGUGGGAGUUUGACAGUGAGGUUGUCAGCUGAGGUGGAGGUAUCCGAUGCAGAGUUUGAUGGUGGGGUAACACAUGGGGUUCUAGAUAAAGAUGGGGCCAAAGCUGAGGGAGCAAAGGUUUCUUUCAUGACUGAGGAGCGUCACAUCAGACUCCAGGAACAUUUCACAGAUGGGGAGGAGGUGGAGCAGGAGGAGGAGAUUAAGAAAAAGGAGGAGUUUGUCAGCUCUGGCAAUGUCAAUCUGCUCUCAGUCACCCUUGCUGCACUGAGUGUAGGUAAGGAAGAGGAUGAAGAGCAGAAUGCAAAAGAGCCUCUCUCAAACUUUUUGAAACUAUCAGAUCUGGAGCCUCUACAAACAGUUCAAAAACAGACUUUAAGCAACACAGUCUCACAAACUGAGUCAGAGGAUCAGACAGCUGUGGGGUUAGUGCAACACACACAUGAGGACUUUACUGAGACUGGAUAUGAAGGCGUGCAUGCAGACACUUCUGGGUGCAUCGAAUCACAACAUGAAGAAGAGGAGGUGGAUGAUGACAAUUUCAUUGAAUAUAUGGCACACACAUGAUACAUUAGGUUGCUCUAAUGUGUGUAGUAUGUACAUGUGAUACUCAUGCACUUUAUGUGUAUGACUAUUUAUUAGUGCAUUUCUUCCCAGCAAGCACAUUCCUUUUUAAAGGAAAAGUUGAACUGAAAUAUCUAAUGCAGUCGGAGAGUGCUUAAUGCUGAGAGGCCCUUUGACAUGUUCCUAGUUUAAAUCUUGUGUUCCUGCAUUUAUUCUUUUAUCUCUUGUUAUAUGCCAAAUAUAUGUCAAAAAACAUAUCAUAGUAUUUUUUUUUUACAUCAAGGUCUUUUCCUGUUUAAAAGUUUUAAGUAUUUGAUGACUAAUCCUGCACUCAGGAGAGUUUAGGCUACUUAUUUUUCAUCCAAUGAUACUGCUUUGUGGAUUUUUUUUAUUUAGCUUUUCAACACCAGCACAUUUUGAGUGACUAAACAUGCCAGCCCAGUGCCAGAAAGGGACUACAUUUAGCCAAAUUCAAUGGAUAUAAACAAGCAUUCUAUCAACUAAAAAAAGCACAGAUGGAACUAAUAACAUAAUGAUGGCUCUGUCUCUUUAAUUUGGCAGUAAGCCGUGACAUUGAGCUAGUGAUCCUGACACAGCUAAAUGGAAUUCAGCCAGUGUUCAAUUUAAUAUUUACACCUGUGCUUUUAUUCUGAAAAAAGGUUAAUGUCCAAAGUGCACAUCUUAGAGAAGUAGAAAUGGAUGUUUAAUGUACAGGUGCUGUCUGACAUAUUGUAUAAAAUCCUAUCAAACAGUAAAGACGGAGUUAAUGAGAAGUCUUGCUUUGAAGGCUAUGAUUUGAACAUGUGGUGUUCCAUACAAUGCUCAGUGUGGGAUACUAUUAUGACAUGAACGUUUCAUGUGAGUAGUUGCACAUCACAGUUCACAAAGCUACGUCAGUGACCAAGCUCCUCAACUUCUGCUUGGUCACAUGAUUUCCUAUCAGGAACUUCCGCAGGUGCUUCCUUCAUGAACCGCCGGACAAAGUUAUUACAUCUGCAGCCAAGUUGUUUUUGGGAUACCAGAAUUUGAAACGUUCAAAUUCUUAUCGUCAUCUGACAGCGUGUGAACAUGUUUUAAAAUAUUAUAUUUUAUAUUCCUUUGCAAUGGUACACAGCAUAAAAUAGCCUGCUUUAAUGUGCUUUAUGUUCUAUUUUAAGUUGUAUGUUUAAAUUGUAAAUAUUAAAUUGUCAUCCUUUUACAAUAACUUUUUUUCAUACAGACAAAUUUGCUCUUUACCACUGGAUCUGCAAAAUAAAGCAUGAUAUAAAUUAAA